Molecule: messenger RNA, 1938 nt
Organism: Laetiporus sulphureus 93-53
Lineage: Eukaryota; Fungi; Basidiomycota; Agaricomycetes; Polyporales; Laetiporaceae
Product: WD40 repeat-like protein
Exons: 7
Coding region: 1-1938 (645 amino acids)
Molecular function (GO): protein binding
Source: RefSeq, a predicted model, not a curated record
AUGGCUCUCGAGGGAGCAGAUUUGGAGACGAUUGAUGGCGCGUUUGCUUCCGUGCCCCGCGCGUAUACUGUUACACGCCCACCUUCACCCUCGCCCAGCUUCCGCACGGACACCUACUCUAUCAUUAGCUGGAGCACAGAUGCGUUCGCAUCUGCAUAUUCCGCGGAUGGCGAUGGUGAUACCACUCCGCGCUGCAUGUCGACUGGCCGGCGCACGCUUUCUGGAUACUACCCACAAACAAGUGGAUAUUCCUCGAUUGGAAACAGUCCAUCAAGCCCUACGUCUACGAAGGCAUCGCGAAGUUUGAAUCUUGGCAUGGGUAUCAUACCGCGGAUAUUGGACGCCCUCAGGGAGGGCUCGCCCGGCAGGAAAGGGAAGCGUCGGCCGAUAUCGGCGUGGCGCGACGUGCGCGUCGCGAUAGAUGAGGACGAUGGGUACAGGGAGUUCGUAGAUUACUUCAACAUGCCUCCCCUGGACGGUGAGGAGGGUGAGCUGAUCGAUGACGAAGCGUGCUUCAUUGAUGCCGCAAGGAUCACUGGAACCGAUAUCGUAGGACACCUCCCUACCGAACUCGCGCUCCACGUGCUCUCCUUCUUAGACCUGUCAGCCGUGCUCGCGUCUCUACAGGUGUCAAGGACAUGGAACCGCCUGUGCCGCGACAACGCAGUAUGGCGCGCGCUAUUCGAGCAGCGCCGGUUGGGCGGGUGGAACAUUGACCUACGCCGCGGGAUGAAGCCGCUUGACUCUGAUUCGCCGCGGUUAUUGUCCGUAUCGAGGACGUUGGUGCCGGCGCCGCUCGGUGUGAAUUGGUACGAGACAUACAGGACGCGCAUGGAGCUGGAUCGGAGAUGGGCGCCGGCGCCGCCGGCGAUUAUGAGCAUGCAUGUGGACGAACAACGUGAUCACUCGUGGGAGCCGACGGUGAACAGAUUGAGUGGGCAUGGUGACAGUGUAUAUUGUUUGGAAUUCGACUCGAAGCGGAUUAUAACAGGCUCGCGCGAUCGGACGAUCAAAGUGUGGGAGCUCAAGACGGGGGAUUGCCUCGCGACGUUCACGGGCCACCGAGGGAGCGUCUUGUGCCUCAAGUUCGACAAGGACUGGGACAGGUUUGACGAGGAGGAUGGCGAGGAUGACGAUGCGGCAUCACUGUUUGAGGACACGGAGGGACGAUGGUGGAAAAGAGGGUUCAUGGUGAGCGGGUCAAGCGACUGUUCGGUGUGUGUAUGGUCGCUGUGUGCGCGUGUGAGGAGUCUCGAGCAAGGACGCACGGCGAGGAGGGACAAGAAUCAGGAUGAAGUGACUGCAGACAUCGCUGCGGUGCUGAGGGGCCACAGUGGGGGCGUACUCGAUUUAAAGAUCGAUGCGAACUGGAUCGUGAGCUGUUCGAAAGACGCGCUUAUCCGUGUGUGGGACCGGAAGAGCCUUGAGCUGCACUGCACGUUUCGAGGGCAUGAGGGCCCGGUGAACGCCGUAGGACUGCAAGACAGCCGGGUUGUGAGCGCGAGCGGGGACGGGAAGAUGAUGUUGUGGGAUAUCGUGCGGGGAGAACGGCUGCGCGUGUUCGAGGGGCAUGAUCGCGGGCUGGCGUGUAUAGAGUUCAAGGAUGAUUUUAUCGUGUCUGGCUCGAACGACUGCAAGAUAAAAGUAUGGUCGGCAUCGUCGGGCGCGUGUCUGCGGACGCUAGCGGGUCAUGACCUUCUUGUGCGCGCUCUGGCAUUUGACCCGCGGAGUGGGCGGCUUGUGAGCGCGAGCUACGACAAGACGAUCAAGGUGUGGGACCUUCAUUCGGGAAAGAUGCUGAGGGAGUUCCGCGGCGCGCAUGUCAGCCAUAUAUUCGACGUGAAGUUUGACCACUGUCGGAUUUUGACGACGUCGCACGAUCAGAAGAUCGCUGUACUAGACUUCUCAAAGGGCCUUGAUGUGUCGUUGUUCGUUUGA